AUGGAUAAUUGGAAGAUUCAAUUUGUGGUUGUUACUUUUUUUGCUUUGGUGCAUCAGGGACUGUCUUCCAGUGUGGAAGAGGAGAGAGCACUAUCCAGAGACUGGCAGGAUGAAUCACUGGAGACAGAUCUGAGCCGACCCAUUGCCACUUUGAUGAAAAGAUCUAAAGCCCUUCGCUUCUACGGACUCAUGGGGAAACGCUCAGGAAUAAAGAAACCUUUUAAAGUAAAUAGACGAAACAAAGGAGAAAUGUUUGUGGGCCUGAUGGGAAGAAGCAUUUCCAGUGGUGAAUCUUUAACCAGAAUAUUUCCACCUGCAACGACCACUGCAAUCGAUGUUUCAGAGAAACCACACAAGCAAGGUAUGAUUGUAUCAGUAUAA
Scomber scombrus (Atlantic mackerel) is the source of this 381-nucleotide messenger RNA. RefSeq lists its product as uncharacterized. The record is from RefSeq and is a predicted model, not a curated record. The transcript has 5 exons. Lineage: Eukaryota; Metazoa; Chordata; Actinopteri; Scombriformes; Scombridae. Bases 1 to 381 code for a protein of 126 amino acids.